Erythranthe guttata (spotted monkey flower) is the source of this 652-nucleotide messenger RNA. RefSeq names its product stress-induced protein KIN2. The record is from RefSeq and is a predicted model, not a curated record. NCBI's taxonomy places the organism in Eukaryota, Viridiplantae, Streptophyta, Magnoliopsida, Lamiales, Phrymaceae.
UCCCUGAUUAUAGGACUGAAAUAAUGUUAUAACCACAACUAAUCACAUUUCAAGCAGAGAAUUCGCCACAACAUACAUUAUUUUAAUUAUUUAUAGCCCUUUUACAGACAAAACUUAAAGACAAAUCAGCUUAAUUACAACCUUAAACUCGUCAGAAAUAUUUAUUAAAGUUUCUAAAAAAAAAUUAGAGCAAGAAUGGAUCAGGCUAAAGCCAAUUACCAAGCCGGUGAAGCCAAGGGCCAAACAGAGGAGAAAGCUAACCAAAUGAUGGACAAGAUUAGCAACACUGCCGAAUCUGCUAAGCAAUCGGUUCAGGAGACCGGGCAGCAGAUGAAGGCCAAGGCAGAAGGAGCUGCUGAUGCUAUCAGGGAUUCCACUGGAAUGAACAAGUGAACUCAUUUAGCAUUUAGGAUAAAUAAAUAUUACUAUUUUUUUUUUUGCUGUUUAAUUUAAUUUGUCUCUAUAAAUAUGAGGCAGGUGAUUGUUUUUUUUUUUUUUUUGAUUUAUUUGGAUGAUAUAAAUUGAUUUAAUAAUGUUUUUUUUUUAUCAAAUAGUUUAGUUGGGCUUUUUUAGGCCCUUUAUUUUGAAAAUAAGAGCACCCCAAAACUGAUUAUUUAAACGAAUCACACAGUAAUAUAGCCCACAAACUGGA